AUGAGAGCCACGCAGCCUCUUCUUGCAAAGAGCUUCCUUGCGCGGAGCUUUGACGAGCUCAAGAGGCGCUCCAGUAUAGCCUGGAACCUCGACGCCGUCAAGGGUCCCUCAGGCCCCCGCGAGCUCUACGACUUCCACAGCGCCGAUUCCGUGAGCAACUGCAUUGUCAUGUCCGACAAAUUGAUCGGCGGCUCCUCCACCAGCAGUCUCGACUUCAUCCAUUCUUCGACUUCCUCCUCCUCACCGUCUCACGCACGCUUCUACGGCCACAUCUCGACCUCACUCCCACCAGAUCGCUUGGCAAUUCAGCGGACAGGCUAUGCGGCGUUUCGGACACCAGACCAGCCGCCCACAGUCUUCGGUCGCUCUGUUUGGGAUAUAGACCCUUACAUAUAUCUCGCAUUGCGGAUCAAAUCCGAUGGCAGAGCAUAUUACGUCAACGUACAGACAGAGAGUGUGGAGCCAACAGACCUCCAUCAGCAUCGGCUAUUCACAAAGCGCCCUGGGCAAUGGGAAACGAUUCUCAUUCGGUGGAAUGACUUUGUGCGCACAAACCAUGGCUUCGUCGUUGAGCCACAAACAGAGCUUUUAAGACAAAGAGUCUAUAGUGUAGGCAUCGGGCUGACGGAUCGCGUGGAAGGGCCCUUUGAGCUCUGCAUCGAGAGAGUGUGGGCAACAAAUGGAGCUGAAGAGACACGCACGACGAAAGAAACACAGGAGGGGGAACUGAAGAACAGGAAGGGCGAAAAGAUUCAGUGGUGA
Messenger RNA from Trichoderma breve, 762 nucleotides. RefSeq names its product complex I intermediate-associated protein 30 (CIA30) domain-containing protein. The record is from RefSeq and is a predicted model, not a curated record. The coding region runs from base 1 to 762 and encodes 253 amino acids. Lineage: Eukaryota; Fungi; Ascomycota; Sordariomycetes; Hypocreales; Hypocreaceae. The transcript has 2 exons. Gene Ontology annotation, cellular component: mitochondrion. Gene Ontology annotation, biological process: mitochondrial respiratory chain complex I assembly; mitochondrial electron transport, NADH to ubiquinone.